AUGGACCAUAAUACCGCCGACCACCGUCCCUCCACCCACAAAUCCGCCUCCACCAACAAAGUUCCCAAACGACUCUCCACCAGCCCCGUCACGCGAUCUGCCUCAUUCCAAGAAUCCUCCCACAACCCAGACGCACCCGCAGAAAAGGAGCUCGAAAACACAAAAGGCGACGAAUACAGCCACCAGCUUCGCAAGGCCUCCACCGAGCUGUUGAAUGAUCACCGGGUCGGACUGGGGUCCAAGGCCGGUCGAACGCUGCAGAAUGUGUUGAUGGACACCGAGCGUCGGUUGAAGGAGCAGCGGCGGGCUUCGCUGCAUCAAGCAGGGAAGGGGAAUCACAAGUGA
This is a messenger RNA of Penicillium diatomitis, 345 nucleotides long. RefSeq lists its product as uncharacterized. NCBI's taxonomy places the organism in Eukaryota, Fungi, Ascomycota, Eurotiomycetes, Eurotiales, Aspergillaceae. The coding region runs from base 1 to 345 and encodes 114 amino acids. The transcript has a single exon. The record is from RefSeq and is a predicted model, not a curated record.